Messenger RNA from Colius striatus (speckled mousebird), 2119 nucleotides. RefSeq names its product collagen type VIII alpha 2 chain (gene COL8A2). The transcript is spliced from 2 exons. Bases 80 to 2056 code for a protein of 658 amino acids. NCBI's taxonomy places the organism in Eukaryota, Metazoa, Chordata, Aves, Coliiformes, Coliidae. The record is from RefSeq and is a predicted model, not a curated record. Gene Ontology annotation, molecular function: protein binding.
GCUGCUGGCGGUGGUUGGUCUUCGCCCGGCAGCGGGAGGCGGCGCAGCGGGAUAUGCACAAGUGAAGUACCUGCAGCCCAUGGUGAAGGGACCCCUGGGACCCCCCUUCCGCGAAGGCAAAGGGCAGUACCUGGACAUGCCACCGUUGCUGCCCAUGGACCUCAAAGGAGAGCCAGGACCGCCGGGGAAGCCUGGCCCCCGUGGCCCCCCCGGGCCGCCGGGCUACCCAGGCAAGCCGGGCACGGGGAAGCCGGGCAUGCACGGCCAGCCCGGGCCCGCCGGGCCGCCCGGCUUCUCGGGCAUCGGCAAGCCCGGCAUGCCGGGGCUGCCCGGGAAGGCCGGCAUGAAGGGGAUGCCCGGAGCCAAGGGCGAGCCCGGCGUGCGAGGAGAGCAAGGCCCGAGAGGACUGCCCGGCCCCCCGGGGCUGCCGGGGCCGGCCGGCAUCUCAGUCAACGGGAAGCCGGGUCCCCAGGGCGGCCCCGGGCUGCCGGGGUUCCGGGGCGAGCCCGGCCCGAAGGGAGAGCCGGGUCCCCGCGGCGAGCGAGGGAUGAAGGGUGAGAACGGCAUGGGGAAGCCUGGGCUGCCCGGGCCCCGGGGCAACGGCGGCCCUCCCGGCCCCGCAGGGCCCCCGGGGCCCGUCGGCAUGGGGAAACCCGGCCUGGCCGGGCUGCCGGGAGCGCCGGGGGAGAAGGGCGAGAUGGGACCCCCGGGCGGCCCCGGCCUGGGAGGGGAGCCCGGCCCCGCAGGGCCCCGCGGGCCCCCCGGCAUUGAUGGCAUCGGCGUCCCGGGCGCCGCGGGGGUGCCGGGCAUCCAGGGCCCCGUGGGGCCAAAGGGAGAGCCGGGCAUCCGCGGGCUCCCGGGGCUGCCGGGCCCCACGGGCUACGGGAAGCCAGGACUGCCCGGCCUAAAGGGAGACCGCGGGCAGCCCGGGGCGCCGGGAGUCAUCGGCGACAAGGGCGAGCCCGGUGUCGACGGGGAGCCGGGGGAGCCGGGCCCCGCUGGCAUCAUCGGGCCGCCGGGCCCGCCGGGCUCCAUGGGCUUGCCGGGCAAGCACGGGCUGCCUGGCUCCAAAGGGGAUGUGGGGCCGAGCGGGCCGCCGGGGCUGCCGGGGCUGCGCGGGGACCAGGGCCCCAGCGGUUUCGCGGGGAAGCCGGGGGUGCCGGGAGAAAGGGGCCUGCCCGGGUCGCUGGGUCCCCCCGGGCCGGCGGGUCCCAAAGGGGAGCCGGGGUUCAUCGGCCUGCCGGGGGUGCCGGGGCUGACGGGCGGCCCCGGGCCGAAAGGGGACGGCGGGAUCCCCGGGCAGCCGGGGCUCAGGGGCCCCUCCGGCAUCCCGGGCUUGCAAGGGCCCGCGGGCCCCAUGGGGCCUCAGGGGUUACCGGGGCUGAAAGGGGAGCCCGGGCUGCCUGGGGUUCCCGGUGAGGGCAAGAACGGCGAGCCCGGCAUGGCCGGCCCCAUCGGCCCGCCGGGGAUGCCGGGAACGCCGGGGCUCAACGGGCCACCGGGGCCGCCAGGGCCGCCCGGGCCGCCGGGAGCGCCCGGGGUGCUGGACGAGACGGGCAUCGCCGGGCUGCACCUGCCCGACGGCGGCGUGGAGGGAGCCGUGCUGGGCAACGGCAAGGCGGGCAAACCGCAGUACGGCCGCGGGGAGAUCUCGGCGCGCAUCGCCCCGGCCUUCACCGCCAUCCUCAGCUCCCCCUUCCCCGCCUCGGGCAUGCCGGUCAAGUUCGACCGGACUUUGUACAACGGGCACAACGGCUACAACCCCGUCACCGGCAUCUUCACCUGCCCCAUCGCCGGCGUUUACUACUUUGCCUACCACGUGCACGUCAAAGGCACCAACGUGUGGGUGGCGCUGUAUAAGAACAACGUGCCAGCCACCUACACCUACGACGAGUACAAAAAGGGCUACUUGGACCAGGCCUCGGGCAGCGCCGUGCUGGAACUCAAGGAGAACGACCAAGUGUGGGUGCAGAUGCCCUCGGACCAGGCCAACGGGCUGUACUCCACGGAAUACAUCCACUCCUCCUUCUCCGGGUUCCUGCUCUGCCCCACAUAACGGCUGUAGGGGCACGUUUCCUGCUCACCCACUUUAGCCAUAAACUGUCUUGUUGUUGUUGUU